This is a messenger RNA of Maylandia zebra (zebra mbuna), 4380 nucleotides long. RefSeq names its product IgLON family member 5 (gene iglon5). The record is from RefSeq and is a predicted model, not a curated record. NCBI's taxonomy places the organism in Eukaryota, Metazoa, Chordata, Actinopteri, Cichliformes, Cichlidae.
UGCCUGCGACGCGCUGAGUGCGGAGCGAGGAGACGCGCUGCAUACCAACAGAGACAUACGGAGAAGGCUAAUUUUUGGCCAGGACGCACACAGACCCCAUCCCGCUCUGUGCCAAAAACAAAUUUAUAUCUGGUCAUUGGACAGUUUACAUUUUAACCUUUCUUCUCAUGCAUUUUCUGAAAUAUUUUUUCUGUCCUUCAGUGAACUAAAAAGCCAAUCAAGUGUCUGGGAUAUUUGUUCUUUCUGCUGUAUUUUUUUUUCUGGUUGAGGGAUUCUGCUCCGAAGAAGAUAAACAGCCCUACCCACCCCUCUCUCUCCAACGGGAGUCACCAAAAGGAAAAGUCAAGACUGAUGUUUUCAUCCACUCACAUGUAGAAGCGUUUGGACUAUUACUGUUGACACUCGUUCACUGGGUCUUUGUUUUAAUAUAUAUAUAUUUAUAUAUAUUUAAUCAGAUUUCCCGCAACUGCACCCUAAGGGAGGAAUACCGAGACAUUUGGCUGCAAAAAAGGGAAAAAAAAAAAACAAGCAUAAAAUCAAUCAGAACUCCAUCAUGGGCUGCCCCCUCUUGCGGAACGUGUUUGCUGCUCUGAUUCUGGUUCUGCUGUCUAAAGGGUCCAGCGUGCACGGAGCAGAAUUCGGGCACCUGCCGGACAACAUUACAGUGCUGGAAGGCGAAAGCGUUACUUUGAGAUGCCGUAUUGACGAGGAGGUGACCCACAAGGCCUGGCUGAACCGCUCUAAUAUCCUUUUCACGGGGACAGAUAAGUGGUCUCUGGAUAGGCGUGUGACGCUGGUCAAUAGCAACAACAGCGACUUCUCCAUUCAUAUUGACAAGGUGCAAGUAACCGACGAGGGGCCCUACACCUGCACCUUCCAGGCCAAUAACAAGCCGCGCAUCGUUCAUGUCUACCUCAUUGUUCAAGUGCCAGCCAGAAUCGUCAACAUCUCAAAAAAUGUGUCAGUGAACGAGGGAGAGAAUGUAAACCUCUAUUGUCUGGCAGUCGGCCGGCCUGAGCCCACUGUCACCUGGAAAGAACAGAAAUAUGGGACAUUGCGUGAGGGGGAGUUCCUGGAGAUCACAGAGAUCACAAGGCAGCAGGCGCAGGACUACGAAUGUAUCACCAACAAUGGUGUGGCCCCUCCAGACCAGCGUAAGGUCAUAGUCACAGUCAACUACCCUCCCAUGAUCACAGACAUGAAAAACAUGCCAGCCCAUUUGGGGAAGACAGCCAUCUUGCGCUGUGAAGCCAUGGCAGUCCCGCCGGCCUCCUUUGAGUGGUACAGGGAUGAUCAUAGGCCGGUAGAGAGUGACAACACCCUAAGGAUCAAAAAUGAGAAGACACGCUCGCUGUUGCUAUUCACCAAUGUGACAGAGAAACAUUUUGGCAACUACACCUGCUUUGCCUCAAACCGUCUGGGGGCUUCCAACGCCAGUAUGCUGCUGUUUAGACCGGGGGCCCUACAGGGGCGAGGGACCGGUUUACACGCAGGGAUAAGUGUCAUCGUGUGUGUUUGGGUUUCCCUCUCUGCUGCUCUUCUGCUGAAGGUGUAAUGAUCAAACUCCACCUGGAAACGUCCCUGAGCACCCCACCUCUCCCUCCCCGCCCUCUCUCCCACUCAACGGAAGGAAAACGGAAAUGAAAUUCUUUAAUUGCGAACCCAUCACUGUGAACAAAAAGAAUAUGCAUUAUUCCAGGAGCCAUUGAAUCAUUGCAUCAAACACAAAACUCCCCCCAUCACCUCACCCCACCCGCCCAAUCCCCCACCCCCACCCAGCGCCCUCAAUUGAAUUUUAAGGUCAGCUCACACUCAUUAUCUCUUUCUCUCACUCUUUCCCUCACACACGUACAGUCUUUCCUUUUGUUUCCCAGAAUGCCUUGCAGAUUUCUCUGACUUGGUACUUAGCCUCUUUGUUUUUCCCAUUAUUACCACUGGGCUGAUGUUAAUAGAGAGUGUAUAUUAAAGAUAAUUGUGUUAGUGAUCAACAACAAAAUAGAUUAUCUAACAAGCGGAAGAUCAUUUAUGUAAUAUAUUACAUAGACUAUUGACUGACCUACAAUGUUUGCCUUAUGGAAAUUAUACGUGAAAUCACAAUGUUACGGUGGAUAUUUAAUGAAAUUAUAUGAUGAUAAUGAUGCAUUAUGAUAUGGCACUGGCGGUCAUGUGCCCUUUUUAAAAAUUGUCCAGUUGGUGGCUGUGUGAAUUGUCACCCUUUGAUCUCACACCUUACAUACUCACACACACAUACGUAUGUUUUUUUGAUUUUUAACUGUGUAGCAGAAAAACUGCUAUGAAUGAUGUCAAAAUGUAUUUUAAAAAAACGGCUGGGUGGUGAUGGCGUCAGUCUUAACUACCCCUCUAUGUAAUUUGGGGAGUUUAUAUUAAGGUUUCGCAUGUAGACUCGCUCACUACCCAAACCUUUUUAGCUACCCGACUACCCCUCUGUUCAGCGUGCUCUGUCUAGUCCCCCCUCGCAUCGCUGUAGUGUUCUCUGCUCUAUGUCUCCUCCUCCCUCCCUCCCUCCCUACGCUUCCCACCCAGUGUAAAUAUAUGCAGUACAGAGGCCAUGCUGGCGACUUCAAGUUGCCUCCCAGAAGCCUCGACUACGCUCUAGUGUUCUGAAGCAGCAAGAGACUGUCCACUGACAACAAUAUCUUCUGUUUCAAAAGCUGAGGCUCCAUCCUCUUUGUCGCUUGUUGAUAGCAUGUACCGGUUAGAGAUGUUCCUGUUGUGAGUCCAUACUCCCUCUACACUCCCUUCCUUCCCCCCCUCCUCCCCUUCCUCUCCCUCCUUCCCUGCACUGUGUCUGUUUUUCUCUGCAAGGUUACCUGCUUUUACUUUUUUGGUGUUAAUAAUACUACAGAUGAUGACGAUGAUGAUGUUAAUAAGUAUUUGAAUAACUAUGAAUAGUAAUUCCAUGUGAGAAAAAAAAACGAACAAAAUCUGAUGGUAAAGAGUCGUGCGUGGGGAAAAAAAGAGUUCUUUUGUACUUUACUCACACACAUUGAACAAGUACAACGAAAAAACAAAACUACAAAAAAAAAGGUGUAAAGUUUUCAAAGUGACGUGCUCUAUUUUACCAUGACAAGCUUUUUAAAGACACAUUUGAAACACUCUGAGGGAUCAUUUCAACCAGCUCCAGAAGCUAUGAAUGAUAAUGUAAUUUAUAAUUUGUAACAGUUUAUGUAUUUGACUCUUUUUGUCAUGCUGUUAGCUGCAUCUCACACACACAUUUACUGCACAUCCCUCCACUUAUCAUAGUGUGUCUUUCUCUGUUUUGACCAGCUAGAUAAAUGUCAUCCUCUGGUCAUGGCUGUAAGUCAUUCCUAGUUCUGCCAGACCGCACUGAGAUAAAGAUGUAAUUAGCCAUUACCUGUGGCUGGCUAAGUGAAGGAGUCCGGGCUCCACCUGUCCUUCCUGCCACCCAGUUAUGGCCCCUAUAAAUCAAGCUCAGCCCUGCAACUGACAGGAAUCCUCUUCAAGGACAACCUCACCUUGGUGCACCAGUACUCCAUCCACUGUGUACCUGUGACAUGCAGGCACGGGCACUACCAAGCCCCCAUGGCACAAUUAUCCAGCCACUUCCCCCACACGGCACAAACAGUGGGAGGAAGGCAUAUAUUUCAAUAUGGCAGAGCCCUUUUCUCUCCUAAAGCACUGUUCCACUCACAUGCAGAGACUAUAUGCAAAUUUGCCAUAACGAGCCUGAACAUCUCCCUGGCUGAGCCCUGACUACACCGACAUGAAAGAGGAAUUACUCGAUAUUGAAUCAAAUGUCUGAAUGUGUGUGUGUUUUUUUCUUUUAUUUAUUUGUUAUUUUACUCAAAUUUUUGGUUCAAGCCAGCAAUAACCCCUAAUUCUACUGUGCAAGAGAUGUCAGUCAUGGUUAAAGCUGUGGUGUAAUAUCUGAAAAUCUGCCAUUAACAAGGUAAAUCAAAUAAGUCUGUUGUUGUACUUUUAUUGUGUACAGUACUCUGAAAUGAUUGUGAAGCUCUGUUUAAAUGGCCCUUAUUCUAAAACAUUACAAUACAUGUUGUUCUCAAAAGUCUUGCCCGCUGCAAUGUAUUUGGGUCGUCUGCGUGACAAAACGCCCGUUGUGCAUGCAUCUUGUUGCUUCAUAAACAACGACGGGUUCCAUUUCAAGCACAAGAGCAGGUCAUUUGGUCAGUGUUUCUUAUUUUUUCCUGUCUCCUGUCACUAUCUACAUGCCUCUUAUGCUUUUGUUUUUAGUUUUAUCACUUACCGUUUUUUUUGUUCCAUGUAAGCGUUCCGCUGGAUUUUUCAGUGGCGUAUAACAUCUCUAUGUACAUAAUCUGUCCUUGAUGAAGAAAAAAGAAAAACAAAAAAAAAAAAAAAGAAACAGAAGAAAAAAAAAAA